Messenger RNA from Eimeria maxima, 1056 nucleotides. RefSeq lists its product as hypothetical. The record is from RefSeq and is a predicted model, not a curated record. Lineage: Eukaryota; Apicomplexa; Conoidasida; Eucoccidiorida; Eimeriidae. The transcript has 2 exons. Bases 1 to 1056 code for a protein of 351 amino acids.
AUGCCUGCUGCGGCCCCCAAACCGUCUGCCCGGCUACCCGAGCCCCCACAGGGGUAUCUUGUCCUCAGGACCCCCAAACCCUUAUUUACUCCUUCUUCUCUUGCCGCAGCAGACGUAGACGCAGGUGCAGCAGCAGCAUCUGCAGCAAGUGCAGCAGAUGCAGCAGCAGGAGCAGGAGGAGCAGCAGCAAAUACCCAAGUAGGUGCUGCUCCCCCUGCAGCAGCAGAAGUGGUUGCAUCAACAGCAGCAGCAGCAGUUGCUGCUAGUCUAGGCAGCAGCAGCAUUGCUCCUUGUGAUAGAGAAGACACAGGAGUCGAGCAGGAGCUGCAGCAGCAGCUGCAGGAGCUGCAGCGUCAAGUACAGCAGCAAUUACUGCAGCAGCAACUAGUGCAGCAUCAGCAGCUGCAGCACCAGCUGCUGCUGCAGCAGCAGCAGCAGCACGAUGAUGUUAAUGAUGAUUCAGAGCCUUUAUGCGGUAUAUCUAUAUCUGCUGCUGCAGUAGUUGAUUUGCUGCUGCCUCCUGCUGCAGCAGCAGAACUUAAACCUUUAUCUGUUGCUGAGCAGCUGCAGCAGCAGCUGCUGCUGCCUAAUGAUUCCUUUACCCUGCUGCAGCAUCCAUGGGGGCCAAGAGCAGCAGCAGCAGCAGCAGCGGCAGUAACUGAUGCAGUUAAUGCAGCAAAUGCAGCAGAGGCAGAUGCUCCUGCAGAUACAGCAGCAGCAGCUGCUGCUGCUGAUCCUGCUGCUGCUGCUGCUGACCAGACCUCUCUACCCCAUCAACAAAAGCAGCAGCAGCAACAGCAGCAGCAACAGCAGCAGCAACAGCAGCAGCAGCAGCAGCCACAGCUACAGGUAGUAAGGGGUCUAUGGUAUGUAAAGGGCCCCUCUGAGUUACGAGUAGCAGGUAGGGGCCCCACAUCUUCUGCUGCAGCAGCAACAGCAGCAGCAGCAACAGCAAAAAAAAUUGGUGCUGCUGUUGCUGCUGCUGCUCUCUCUCCUUAUCCGCAUGCAGCAACAAAAGCGUCGCUAAAAGUUGAUCUAUUCGAGGUCUCUUCUUAA